GAUCCUCGUACAUGGUGAAUAACCAAAUUCCAAUUGAAAUGAAAUCUUUAGGAGAAAUCAAUGAAAUUUAGGAGGAAUCAAUGAGAGGACAUCAAUUCAAAUCCUGGAUUUUCGAAUUGAGAGAGAUAUUGAGAGAGAUCAAGAAUUCUCACCAUUUCUUAGAUUCAUGGACCCAAUUCAAUUCAGUGGGAUCCUUCAUUCACAUUUUUUUCCACCAAGAACGUUUUCUAAAACUCUUUGACCCCCGAAUUUGGAGUAUCCUACUUUCACGCAAUUCACAGGGUUCAACAAGCAAUCGAUAUUUCACGAUCAAGGGUGUAAUACUCUUUGUAGUAGCGGUCCUUAUAUAUCGUAUUAACAAUCGAAAUAUGGUCGAAAGAAAAAAUCUCUAUUUGAUAGGGCUUCUUCCUAUACCUAUGAAUUCCAUUGGACCCAGAAAUGAUACAUUGGAAGAAUCCGUUGGGUCUUCCAAUAUCAAUAGGUUGAUUGUUUCUCUCCUGUAUCUUCCCAAAGGAAAAAAGAUCUCUGAGAGUUGUUUCCUGAAUCCGAAAGAGAGUACUUGGGUUCUCCCAAUAACUAAAAAGUGUAGCAUGCCUGAAUCUAACUGGGGUUCGCGUUGGUGGAGGAACUGGAUCGGAAAAAAGAGGGAUUCUAGUUGUAAGAUAUCUAAUGAAACCGUCGCUGGAAUUGAGAUCUUAUUCAAAGAGAAAGAUCUCAAAUAUCUGGAGUUUCUUUUUGUAUAUUAUAUGGAUGAUCCGAUCCGCAAGGACCAUGAUUGGGAAUUGUUUGAUCGUCUUUCUCUGAGGAAGAGUCGAAAUAGAAUCAACUUGAAUUCGGGACCGCUAUUCGAAAUCUUAGUGAAACACUGGAUUUCUUAUCUCAUGUCUGCUUUUCGUGAAAAAAUACCAAUUGAAGUGGAGGGUUUCUUCAAACAACAAGGGGCUGGGUCAACUAUUCAAUCAAAUGAUAUUGAGCAUGUUUCCCAUCUCUUCUCGAGAAACAAGUGGGCUAUUUCUUUGCAAAACUGUGCUCAAUUUCAUAUGUGGCAAUUCCGCCAAGAUCUCUUCGUUAGUUGGGGGAAGAAUCCGCCCGAAUCGGAUUUUUUGAGGAACGUAUCGAGAGAGAAUUGGAUUUGGUUAGACAAUGUGUGGUUGGUAAACAAGGAUCGGUUUUUUAGCAAGGUACAGAAUGUAUCGUCAAAUAUUCAAUAUGAUUCCACAAGAUCUAGUUUCGUUCAAGUAACGGAUUCUAGCCAACUGAAAGGAUCUUCUGAUCAAUCCAGAGAUCAUUUGGAUUCCAUUAGUAAUGAGGAUUCGGAAUAUCACACAUUGAUUAAUCAAAGAGAGAUUCAACAACGAAAAGAAAGAUCAAUUCUUUGGGAUCCUUCCUUUCUUCAAACGGAACGAAAAGAGAUAGAAUCAGGCCGAUUCCCGAAAUGCCUUUCUGGAUAUUCCUCAAUGUCCCGGCUAUUCACGGAACGUGAGAAGCAGAUGAUUAAUCAUCUGUUUCCGGAAGAAAUCGAAGAAUUUCUUGGGAAUCCUACAAGAUCCGUUCGUUCUUUUUUCUCUGAUAGAUGGUCAGAACUUCAUCUGGGUUCGAAUCCUACUGAGAGGUCCACUAGAGAUCAUAAAUUGUUGAAGAAACAACAAGAUCUUUCUUUUGUCCCUUCCAGGCCCGAGUUGGACAUCCAAUUGCUUCGAUUUGAAUUAUCCGGAGAAUGCAAUGCCUGA
This is a messenger RNA of Lycium barbarum (goji berry), 1730 nucleotides long. RefSeq names its product protein Ycf2-like. Bases 81 to 1730 code for a protein of 549 amino acids. The transcript has 2 exons. The record is from RefSeq and is a predicted model, not a curated record. Lineage: Eukaryota; Viridiplantae; Streptophyta; Magnoliopsida; Solanales; Solanaceae.